CUGAGUUUAAGAGAAAUAUACAAAAAUAUAUAGGCUAUUUGUUGUUUGAAAUGAUUGUUUAUAUUCUUGAAGGUAAUUUUUAAACAUUGUUCCUGCUCUCUUUUUAGGCCUCAGAUAUUUUGCACUUGUGUAGGAGCCAUAGUAUAUCCCUGUUAAUUACAUGUACUAGUUAAAGUGAGACUUUUAAAGUGGAUUUUGGCUCUUGAUAGAAAAAUUUUCAAUUCUUAUGAGAAGUUUCUCUGGGUAGAACAAUAAUGUGUGAAGUAUAGGGCUUAGCUAUUUGAUACUUUGUUAGAUAUCACAUCUUAGUUGUUUACAGUUCUAACAUGUAUGUUUCAGAACAAUAAAAACCUAAAUUGUUAGUUGUAAUCAAAUUCCAGUGAGUUCUAGAACUAACAUAUGUCUUGUGUGUUAUUCAAUUGAGUAUUUAAAAAGUAUCUACCUGCAGGAACCAUUGUAAUGGGUAAAUCUUAAGUCCUUCAUCUUGGAACUCUGAUCUUGACACCUUUUGGAAUUCUUUUUGAUUUAAAAUCUUUUCAUGUUGUCUGUGAACAGAUCUGCUGAUAAUUAUUAGGUUGCUGCUGGCAAGAAAUGAAAGAUAGGAUAGUAAGAAAAAGGCUACUGCUUUAAGUACACAGUGAAACUUUCCUCUCAGUUCAGUAUAGUGCCAUAGUUGAUUUCAGAAGGAAAAUGGGUCAAGCUUGAAAAAACAACUUACAUGGAUCCUACUGGUAAAACUAGAACUUGGGAAACUGUGAAACGAACAACCAGGAAAGGACAGUCUGCUGAUGGUGUGGCAAUUAUCCCAGUGCUGCAAAGAACUCUUCAUUAUGAAUGUAUUGUUCUGGUGAAACAGUUCCGACCACCAGUUGGUGGCUACUGCAUAGAAUUCCCCACAGGUCUCAUAGAUGAUAAUGAGAGCCCAGAAGCAGCUGCUCUUCGGGAGCUUGAGGAAGAAACUGGUUAUAAAGGUGACAUUGCUGAAUGUUCUCCAGUUGUGUGUGUAGAUCCAGGUUUGUCAAACUGUACUGUACACGUCGUGACAGUAACCAUUAAUGGAGAUGAUGCUGAAAAUGUAAGACCUAAGCCAAAGCCUGGGGAUGGAGAAUUUGUGGAAGUAAUUUCCUUACCAAAGAAUGACCUGCUGAAGAGACUUGAUGCUCUAGUAGCUGAAGAACACCUAACAGUGGAUGCCAAAGUCUAUUCCUAUGCUCUGGCGUUGAAACAUGCAAAUACUAAGCCAUUUGAAGUGCCCUUCCUGAAAUUUUAAGGCCAAAAAGGAUACCAGACAUAUGUUUUUGUAAACAAGCCCACCAGGCCUUCUUCACUAAGACUUUGUAUUCAACAUGGUUUAAUGCAGUUAUGAAAUUAGCUUUUUCAUAAAAUAAAAGCAACAGAGAAUGCAUGUGGUGGUAUGGAAUUGUGAUUACGGGUAGGCUGUCACCUUCAUUUGAAAUUGUUAAACUCCAGCCAAAUGUUAAUGAAAAAGAACAUAAAUGCAGAUAUAUUUCCUCCUAAUUAAAAAACAAAACUGUUACUCUUCUAAUCUAGCCCUAGACACAAGGUAUUUCUAUAGGAAAAUAGACAUAAAUUCCAAAUGAGGUCAACUAUUCUAACACUCAGCCCCAAAUAUAAAAUUCUAUAACAGGAUAUGCAGAUAACUAUUUACUGCACUAGUGUUUAAUUUAAAAAAAAACAAACCUAUAUACAGAUUUUCUUGGCCUGUCCUAAUUGAACUAUUUGCUGUAUGCAGUUCAACUGGGUAACAGAAGAUAGAAAAUCAAUAGAGUAACAUUCUUGAUAAGCAGUUAUUUAUACCUAAUUACUGAAGCUGAAUCAGCUUUUAUGUAAUGAAAAAAUGGUCAAUUCCAGUCACGAUACUAAAAGACUAAUGAAAAUAUAGGCCCUUACCUUAAGCAUGUGCACAUACGUUUAGAAUCUUGAUUUUCUGUCCCUACCUCAAAAAGUACUUGAAGUUUCCAAAAAUGAAAUCGAUUAAAUAAUAAAAUUUAUAUGGCUUUGGCCAUUACUGUCUUGGUGUUAAACCAUGAGUGUAGCCAGCAAGGUUUCCAAGUACCAGAAACCUGAUACUAACUUUUUCUUUUCUUUUUAAAAUUUUAUUAUUGUACUUUAAGUGAAGGUUUACAAUUUAAGUUAGUCUCUCAUACAAAAAUUUA
Molecule: messenger RNA, 2177 nt
Organism: Trichechus manatus latirostris (Florida manatee)
Lineage: Eukaryota; Metazoa; Chordata; Mammalia; Sirenia; Trichechidae
Gene: NUDT5
Product: nudix hydrolase 5
Exons: 9
Coding region: 719-1270 (183 amino acids)
Biological process (GO): ribose phosphate metabolic process; nucleoside phosphate metabolic process
Cellular component (GO): nucleus
Molecular function (GO): ADP-ribose diphosphatase activity
Source: RefSeq, a predicted model, not a curated record